ACAAAUCAACCAGAGCCGGUAGGAUUCCGGCUCCCGUGGCUGCAGCGUACUGCACGAGUGCCCGCGGGUCUCUGGCUUCCGCGUCCGCCUCGCCUCGGCCCCCGCCCGGGUUUCGGCUUCAGCGCCGCGUCUGGUUUCGCCGCGACCCACAAAGCAGCCAGCGACGCCAGGAGAGCUCCGGGUGCCCGGGCAGGGGGCCAUGCCUUGCUGGAGGGAAGAGGAAGAGGAAGCCGGCGAGGAAGCGGAGGGGGAGGAAGAGGAGGAAGAGGACAGCUUUCUCCUGCUGGAGCAGUCGGUGACGCUGGGCGGCUCCGGCGAGGUGGACCGGCUGGUGGCCCAGAUCGGCGCCACGCUGCAGCUGGACGCGACGCAGGACAGUCCGGCCUCCCCGUGCGCGCCCCCCGGGCCGCCACUGCAGCCCCCGCAGCCUCCGGCGGCGGUGCGGGCUGACAAGGUGGGGCCUCCCGGGCUGCCGCUGCUUCUGCCGACAGUGCCUGCCGGGGCGGUGGGCCCGGCGCCCCUAGGGGCCCUGCGCUGCGUCCUCGGGGACCGCGGCCGCGUGCGGGGUCGGUCUGCGCCCUACUUUGUGGCGGAGCUCGCCGCAGGCCCCAGCGCCCUGUCCCCACUGCUUCCUCAGCCCAGCUUAGAUGGGCCUUCGGGAGCCGACAAGAGGAGCGCCCCGCAGCCGCUGUCGGGUCCGUGCCGGCGAGGAUGGCUGCGGGGCGCCGCCGCCUCCCGUCGCCUGCAGCAGCGACGCGGGCCCCAGCCGGAAGUCCGCACGGGCGACGACGACCCACACCGGCUCCUGCAGCAGCUCGUGCUCUCCGGGAACCUCAUCAAAGAGGCUGUGCGGAGGCUUCAUUCGCGACGGCUGCAGUUACACGCAAAGCUUCCCCAGCGCCCGCUCCUGGGGCCUUUGACGGCCCCGGUGCACAAGCCCCCUUCGCCCCGCAGCCCUCGUGCGGCCUGCAGCAACUCUGGCGCGACAGGGAGGAGGGCGCAGCUCCGAACUGGCGACGGCGUUCUUGUGCCUGGCAGCUAAUACCCCGGGAGUGGCCACAGCGCCAGCCUCUGGAGGGGCAAGGGGUUCCCCUGAGAGGUGCAUCUCUAGUCAGACUGGUGAACUCGCGCUUUGGGAAGCGGGAAAAUAAGCUAAUGAAGAUGAUGAAUCGAAAAAUCGCGAGUGCUUUCGUGGGCAGCUGAUGCCAAGGGCUCUGAUGUUGAAAAACAGGAGUUGGCCCUAUUUAAGGCAGAUUGCACAGCUCACCCCGAGCUCACAAUCAAUAGGACACCUUAUUAGGCAUGGCCAGUCUUGGAGGCACAGCUUGCAAUUCCACGUAGCCUCUCCGGGCCCUCCAGCCCGGCAACCAUGUGGCCACAGUCCACGCUUCUCAGGAUCGUAGAGCGCCCGCAUAACGAAGAUGAUCUGUUACUUGCUUUAUUUUUGCAAGGCUGGUCCGUGAUCCACUUUUGGGGGAGGUGGACAUGAGUAGACGAUCAUUUCAGGGAGUACCUCAAUCUGCCAGACUUGAAAAUUUACGACAUAUAUAUAUAUAUA
This is a messenger RNA of Hipposideros armiger (great roundleaf bat), 1558 nucleotides long. RefSeq names its product FRAT regulator of Wnt signaling pathway 1 (gene FRAT1). The transcript has a single exon. Bases 200 to 1042 code for a protein of 280 amino acids. Gene Ontology annotation, biological process: positive regulation of canonical Wnt signaling pathway. Gene Ontology annotation, cellular component: cytoplasm. Lineage: Eukaryota; Metazoa; Chordata; Mammalia; Chiroptera; Hipposideridae. The record is from RefSeq and is a predicted model, not a curated record.